AUGGUAAUUAUAAUUAUUCGUUUUAUUUUAAGUGAUUGUAUGUCAACACAAUUAUUUAAUUCAUCAGAUCUUUUAGGUUAUUCUAUCUUAUUCUUAGAUAGUUGUGUAAGUGCAACAAAGAAUGGAACAUCAGGAAAUGAAGUAAUUUCAACAUUGCUUUCAAAUAAGCCAAUUUGUGAUUCAUUAUUUGGUAUUGCAAUUAAAGCAUUUCCAAUGACACCAGAACCAUCAUUGAUGUUAAUAGGGUCAAUGUGUUAUUCACUUGAAGCAAGUUUUGCACCAUAUUGUCUUCCAUUAAUUCCAAAAACGGUAGAAUGGUUAAAUAGUGAAUUACCACCAAACAUAUACAAAUUGUUAUGUGAACUUGUAGGUGAUAUUAGUAUAACAAUACAAAAAGAGUUUGAACAAUAUGCAAGUAACUAUUUAGAGUUAAUUCUUAGAAUAUUUAAAAAGCCAUAUUUAACAUUUGGGGAUAAAACAGGUAUUAUUCAAGUAAUUGGAGAUAUCAUAGCAACAUGUCCUAAAGAAAGUCAA
Entamoeba dispar SAW760 is the source of this 534-nucleotide messenger RNA. RefSeq lists its product as uncharacterized. The record is from RefSeq and is a predicted model, not a curated record. The annotation marks the transcript as partial. Lineage: Eukaryota; Evosea; Mastigamoebida; Endamoebidae. The transcript has a single exon.